ACCACAUACGGCACACCUAGAGAGCCUUAUUAAUUAUGGAUCCUAGUCGUAGGCAAAUCCAAUACCAAUCCCUCCCUCUUAAUCAUCUAUCAAUCAGCCUUCUCCUGCUAUCCUUCUUCCUUCUUCACCACUCAUCAGCAACGACAGUUGCUGCAACCCCUGCUUCUUCAAUCGUUGAAUCCCAAGCAAGAGUUCUACUCCAUUGGAAAUCCACCCUUCAAAAUUCACACGCCCAACAACUCGGUUCUUGGUCUCUCUCCAACAACAUGUGUAUGUGGCAUGGCAUCACCUGCAUGGAGAAUGGAGGCCGAGCUGUGAUCACGGGCAUCAGCCUACCUCGUGCCGGCUUGGUAGGUAAGCUCGAUGCCCUCAACUUCUCCGCCCUCCCAUCUCUUACUCGUCUCCACCUCCGACGCAACUACUUGUUUGGAACAAUCUCGCCUAGUAUAUGCACGCUUCCCGCUCUCACCUCCCUCGACCUCUCGCAAAAUCGCCUUUCCGGCAAUCUGCCCCUCGCUCUCGCCAGCCUCUCUAACUUGACUGAGAUCGACCUUUCUUCAAACAAAUUCAUUGGUGAGAUGCCUCCCGAGAUUGGCCAGCUCAAGAGUCUACGUGUGCUUUAUUUAUACAGAAACAAUCUCGCUGGUCCGAUCCCUUCGACCCUUGGUAACUUGACUAACCUAAGAUUCCUCGAACUGCACAGAAAUCAGUUCUCUGGUGAUAUUCCCCGUGAACUAGGCAAUCUAGUUAACCUCUUGGAUCUAGCAAUCUCAUACAAUUAUUUAACAGGCUCCAUCCCUUCUAGUUUAGGCAAUCUCAUCAGACUCAAGACCUUGUACCUUGGCAUAAAUAAUUUAUCUGGCACCAUCCCUCAUGAAUUAGGAAACCUAGUGAACUUACGUGAUCUAGAUAUCAUAGAAAAUCAACUAUCGGGCUCCAUCCCUUCCACUUUAGGAAAUCUCACCAUGCUUGACACCUUGUACCUCCACACCAAUCAUUUAUCAGGCUCUUUACCCCAAGAACUGGGUAAUCACACCAGCCUCAUCUCUUUAGAGGUAUAUAAUAACAAUUUCUCUGGUUACUUACCUUCAGAGAUCUGUAAAGGAGGUGCGCUUCAAUAUCUUAUUGUGCAAAACAACUACUUUGAGGGCCCUAUUCCAAGAAGUUUAAAAAAUUGCUCUAGCUUAUUCAGAGUUCGCCUUGAAGGAAACAAGCUUAAAGGAAAUAUCUCCGAAGACUUUGGGAUAUACCCGAAUCUACACUACAUUGACAUGAGCUACAACCAAUUAUAUGGCGAGAUCUCACCAAGUUGGGCACAUUGUCAAAAUUUGACACGCUUCAGUAUUUCAGGAAACCUACUUACUGGUAACAUACCCCCUGAAUUCGAAAAGUUACUUCAGUUAGAAGUCCUAGACCUUUCUUCAAAUCAACUUGCAGGAGAAAUACCAAGAGAGUUGGGUACCAUGAGCUUAUUGUUUCACCUGACUUUGAGUGAUAACAAAAUAUCUGGAAUAAUUCCUUCAGAGUUUGGAAAAUUAUCCAAUCUAGAAAUUUUGGAUUUAUCUAACAACAACAUCAAUAGCCCAAUACCACCACAAUUAGAGGGUUGUAUUAAACUUCGCUUCAUGAAUUUGAGCAAAAAUAAAUUUGAUGGGAUCAUUCCAUCUCAACUUGGAGAAUUAAAAGAAUUGCAAGAUUUACUUGAUCUUAGCCAUAAUUUUUUUGGAGGAGAGAUACCAUCACAACUGGCAAGUUUGACAUAUUUAAUAUCUUUGAACUUGUCCCACAAUAAUUUGUCGGGUGCCAUUCCUUCAUCUUUUGGAAGCAUGUUGAGUUUGUCAUCAAUAGAUGUAUCGUACAACAAUUUGGAGGGCCCAGUUCCGAGAAGCAAAUUGUUUCAAAAUGCUCCAGCAGAGUGGUUUAUCCAUAACAAGGGUUUAUGUAGUGAGGUGUCAAAUUUGUCUUCUUGUGGACCAACUACUGUAAGCACUCAUCAUUCAACUAAAAACCACAUUAUACUCUUUGUUAUCACUCCAAUAUUGGGCAGCUUGGUUCUUUUAGGUUUGUCUACUAUCAUCAUUGCCGUUCUUCGUAGGAGAGGAAAACCUACAGAGAAAAAGGAAACUGAUGUCAUUAUUGGUAAAUUGUUUUCGAUAUUGAAUUUUGAUGGAAGAGUUGCUUAUGACUACAUCAUUAAUGCCUCCGAAAAUUUUGAUGAGAAAUAUUGCAUCGGGAGUGGAGCAUAUGGCAAAGUUUACAAAGUAGAACUUCCAAUGAAACAAGUGGUGGCUGUUAAAAAACUUCAUGCAAUGGAAGAAGGAGUAUUUGAUGAGAAAAGUUUCCAGAACGAGAUUCAAGCAUUAACCAGAAUUCGACAUCGUAACAUUGUAAAACUGCAUGGGUUUUGUUCCAGUUCAGGUUGUAGAUUUCUUAUAAAUGAGUAUAUUGAGAAGGGAAGUUUAGCUAGCAUCCUUCGCAAUCAAGAAACAGCAGAGGAAUUGAAUUGGGAGAGAAGAGCUCAUAUUAUCAAAGAUGUGACCCAUGCUUUAUCAUACAUGCACCAUGAUUGCAAUCCAUCCAUAGUGCAUCGAGACAUCUCCAAUAAUAAUAUAUUAUUAGACUAUGAUUUUAAAGCUUAUCUUUCAGAUUUUGGCACUGCAAGAAUUCUAAAUUCUGAUUUAUCAAAUUGGAGCACAGUAGCAGGCACAUUAGGAUAUACUGCCCCAGAGCUUUCGUACAUGACAAGGGUGAAUGAGAAAUGCGAUGUAUACAGCUUUGGCAUAGUAAUUUUAGAAGUAAUAAUGGGAAGGCAUCCAGGCGAUCUUGUCUCCUCCCUAUCUUCAUCAGAUGUCCAGCAAAUGUUAUUUAUUGAUGUGUUAGAUCAACGUAUCCCACCUCCUGCAGCUUAUAUGGUAAAAGAAGUGUUGUUGCUAGCUAUUAUAGCAUUUUCAUGCAUCCGUAUUAUACCACAAGCACGACCAACCAUGCAAAGGAUAUCUCACUUAUUCAUAAGUGGCAACAUUCCAAAUAUUCACGAGCCAUUAAACUCAAUUAAAUUAUGUCAAUUACUGGAGUGCUUAACAUAGAUGCAGUGCUUAAUAGCUACAAAAAUCUUAUGUAGUUCUUUCCUAUUGCAUGGAACAAGUUAUUGUAACUCUUCUCUAUUGUUGCCUUCUAGAAACACCAUUAUAUAAACCUCCACUCUAUUGUUCCCA
Molecule: messenger RNA, 3215 nt
Organism: Phoenix dactylifera (date palm)
Lineage: Eukaryota; Viridiplantae; Streptophyta; Magnoliopsida; Arecales; Arecaceae
Source: RefSeq, a predicted model, not a curated record